AUGUGAAGACGAACGGCUCUGUGGGAGAGGAGCCGGGAGAUGUCAUCCUCACUACACCUGUGCUGCCGCCUCCUGGACGGACGCGACUCCUCUUUGCAGCGACUGUACUAUAAGUGAACGGACAGCUUAUGAGCUCCACUCAAAGCGAGAGAAACACACACGAGGAGCGGGAUGGCGCGGAUAGAAGUGGCGCACCUCCGCGCUCUUCUGCUGGCGCUUCUACUAACGGGGACCGUGUCGGUCUACGGGAACAGAGGGGCGACAUUACCCGACGAAGAAAGGGCGACGAAAGAGGGAGAUGCGGAGACGCCAUGUGAAGUGAAAACAGUCACCGUCUCUACCCUGCCCGUACUCCGGGAGAACGAGUUCAGCUUCACCGGCGGAGCCGCUGGGAACGUGGCCGGCGGAGGUGCAGCCGGUGGCGCAGGUGGCGGUGCUGUUGGUGGCGGCGGUGGAGGAGGACCAGGAGGAGGAGUAGGCGGAGGAGCAGGCGGAGGGGGGGAAUCCCGACUCCUGUUAUUCGUUAGGACCGACCUACCUGGGCGAAUUUCAGUAAUGGAUGAUCUUGACAACACAGCUCUCCCCUACUUUACGCUGGAGAUGUCUGGGAUGAGUGAAGACAUCUCCCAGGUGCACUGGAAGCAGCAGUGGUUGGAGAACGGGACGCUGUACUUCCAUGUGUCAAUGACUGAGUCGGAGCUCGUGGCCCAGGCGACGCAGCCCACGCCCAGGGAGCCCGCUCACGUCCUCCACGAACACAUGCACCUGCUGCACAUCUCAGUCAUGGGAGGCCUCAUCGCGUUCCUCCUCCUCAUCCUACUCUUCACCCUGGUCCUUUACACCCGUCACCGAUGGUGCAAACGUCGCCGCGUCCCCCAGAAAAGCGCGAGCACGGAGGCCACCCACGAGAUCCACUACAUCCCCUCCGUCCUGCUGGGCCCCCAGGGCCGGGACAGUUACCGAGGCUCCAGGAACACUCACCAGCACAGCAGCUCGGUGAUCGGCAUGCCCAUCAGAGAGACGCCCAUCCUUGAUGAUUAUGAUGGCGAUGAGGAGGAGCACGGAGGACACUCCCUGAACUCCACUCCCAACCAACUCCACAACAAGUUCAAUGAUGGGAAGGUGCAGGAGGACUACGGAGUCAACAUGGGCAUGGGGGUGCACACGGGGGUGAUGUGCAAAGACGAGGAGCUGAAGCAUAACUUCGACAAGCGAGCUUUGGACCCAAACACCGAAUCAGUGGAGGACUUGAUGCAGAGAUUCCAGGACAGUUUCCGUGUCCCCAACACACCAAAGGACAUGUCUCACUACCAGCAUAUAAUGCACAGCUCAUCCACGGGCCGACGAAGGGUCCCCAGCCACCCACCAGCACCCGGAGGCGUGUUCGGACCCCAAGGAGAAUCAGGAUCAGAGCCUGAAGAUGACGGUCAAAUGAAGUUCUACACAGAACAGCACCGAGGACGGAGACGCAUCAAAGGCCACCCACACAGUCCCCUAAACAAGGUCACCCUGACACUGAUCACCAUCAGCACAUGUGUCUUUGCCAUUGUCUACGCUACGCAGGAAUCCUGCCCCCUCACAGUCAAGGUUACCCUCCAUGUGCCGGAGCAUUUUGUCGCAGAUGGAAGUAGCUUUGUGGUCAGCAUGGGGAGCUUCCUGGACGUGUCUAACUGGCUGAACCCCGCCAAAUUAACCCUCUACUAUCAGACCAACUCAUCCACACAGUGGGUGCAGGACUUCUGCGGCCAGAGGACGACUGAUCCCUGUGAACAGAUAUGCGACCAGGACACAGGAGAAUGCAGCUGCCAUGAGGGUUACUCCCCUGAUCCGGAACAUUCACACCUCUGUAUUCGCAGCGACUGGGGUCGCAACGAAGGUCCGUGGCCUUAUGCUAACUUGGAAAAAGGCUAUGACCUAGUUACAGGAGAGCAGGCCCCAGAGAAGAUCUUCAGAUCAAUCUACAGUCUGGGCCAAGGGUUGUGGCUUCCAGUCAGCAAGAGCUUCGUGGUGCCACCGGUGGAGCUGUCAAUCAACCCUGUCGCCAGCUGUAAGACGGACGUGUUGGUUUCUGAAGAUCCAGGGGAGGUCAGGGAGGAGGCCAUGAUGUCCACCUACUUUGAAACCGUGGAAGACCUGCUGGCAUCUUUCGGGCCUGUGCGUGACUGCACCAAAGAUAACGGUGGCUGCAAAAAGAACUUCAAGUGUGUUUCUGACCGACAGUUGGAAUCAUCUGGCUGCAUGUGUCCUGAGGGGCUGAGGCCAAUGAAAGACGGCUCAGGUUGCUAUGACUACUCCAUGGGCAUCGACUGCACGGACGGCUUCAAUGGAGGCUGCGAACAGCUGUGUCUCCAGCAACUCGUGCCCCUGGAAGAUGACCCCAGUUCCAGCAAUGUGCUUAUGUUUUGCGGGUGUGUCCAGGAGUACAGUCUCGCAGGGGACGGCCGCUCAUGUCUCCUACAGUCAGAUAACUGUGAGGGACCAAAGUGUCCCAGACAGGACGUCCGAUUCAACGACACGCUGUUUGCUGAAAUGCUGCACGGAUACAACAACAAGAGCCAGCAAGUGAACUUGAGGCAGAUAUUCCAGAUGACCUUCCGUGACAACAAUUUCAUCAAGGACUUUCCGCAGCUCGCCGAUGGUCUUAUGGUCAUCCCUCUGCCGGUAGAAGAACAGUGUAGAGGGGUCUUGUCAGAGCCCCAGCCCAACCUGCAGCUCCUUACAGGGGAUGCCCAGUUUAAUGAGGCAGUGGGCUACCCAAUGGUCCAGCAGUGGAGAGUCCGCAGCAAUCUGUAUAAAGUCAAACUUAGCUCCAUUACACUGUCCACAGAUUUUUCCAAAGUGCUGAAGACACUGUCAGCAGACAGCACAAGAGACGAGCUCCUGGUGUUUCUUCACAAUUAUGGCAGCCACUAUAUGUCAGAGGCUCUGUAUGGUUCUGAGCUGAGUUGCAGCAUCUACUUCCCCAGCAAGAAGGCCCAGCAGCAGCUCUGGCUGCAGUACCAGAAAGAGGCAACGGAACAGGGAGUUGGACGGCGAGAACUGAAGUCGGUUCCAUUCAUCAGCUACCUCUCUGCACUGCAGAAAAGCCAGCUGCUUUCUGACGACAUCGUGGACGGUGUGGAAAUCCGCUGCGAGGAAAAAGGCAGUUGUCCAACAGGCUGCCACCUGUGCCAUCACCAAGCCGUGACGGGUGGAGUGACGGGCAGAGGCCGCAUGAGUAACAGCAGAAGCGGAGAGCAGCCCUCGCCCAUACCUGUGCUGCUGGAAGUCAGCCGCGUGGUGCCGCUAUACAGUCUGGUUCAGGACAAUGUCACCAAAGAGGCCUUCAAGAGCGCCACAAUGAGCUCAUACUGGUGUGCCGGAAAGGGCGAUGUCAUUGAUAACUGGUGUCGCUGUGACCUGAGUGCCUUCAGCAAAGAUGGCCUGCCUAACUGCAGCCCGCUCAGGCAGCCCAUUUUGCGUCUGGCCCCUUAUCUGGAGCCCUCGAGCACAAUGGUGGCCGUGGAGUGGAUGGACGUGGAGCCUCUGAUUGGCUGCAAGAUAUCGGACUAUAUUAUCCAGCAUAAAAGAAUGGAAGACUCGACCGAGGCAGACGUCUACACAGGCGAGGUUUUAAGUCUGAUGGAUGAUCUGUUCUCUGGAUUGGGCUCAUCCUGUGUUGUUGCUGGGAGGAGAAGUGGAGAACAUCCCCACUCUGUGCUUUAUUCUGUGGUCUUCAAGUGCCUGGAACCUGACAGUCUGUACAAGUUCACUCUCAAUGCAGUGGAUAGCCGAGGCAGUCACUCUGAAUCCAGUUUCGUAACUGUAAGGACAUCAUGCCCAAUGGUGGACGACAGCCGGGCAGAAGGUACUGUUACUUUAUGUUAUAAGAAUUAAUUUAAUUAAAUUAAUUACUUUAUAUUAUUUGAAAUUUGACCAAAAACAUGGUUUGAUUUGUUUUCUUUUUGUUUAUUCAUUUUGUAUGCAACACUUCAAAACUGUGUAUUGUUUUUUAAUCAAUGUUUAUAACAGAAAUUCUAUUUAAGAUAAAUUACAUUAUUUCUUUUGUAAUUAAUAAAUAGCAGUGG
Molecule: messenger RNA, 4067 nt
Organism: Cynoglossus semilaevis (tongue sole)
Lineage: Eukaryota; Metazoa; Chordata; Actinopteri; Pleuronectiformes; Cynoglossidae
Gene: astn2
Product: astrotactin 2
Exons: 21
Coding region: 172-3876 (1234 amino acids)
Biological process (GO): neuron cell-cell adhesion; neuron migration
Cellular component (GO): membrane; endosome
Molecular function (GO): protein binding
Source: RefSeq, a predicted model, not a curated record